AUGGUCGGUUUCAAGCAACUUGCGCUGCUCGCAGCUGCUACCUGCGGCUUCGCUGCUCCCACUCUCAAGGAGAGAGCUGCCGAGACCAUGGUUCAGACCCGGGCUGAGAACAGCUACAUCAUCACCCUCAAGAGCUCUGUCGGCUCCCAGGGCCUCACCUCUCACUUGAGCUGGGUCAACGAUGUUCACUCCCGCAGCCUCGACAAGCGUCAGUUCACCGGCGCCGAGCGCACCUACUCCUUCAACUCCUUCCAGGGAUACUCUGGCAAGUUCGACGAUGCCACCAUUGAGGCUAUCAAGGCCAGCCCUGAGGUCGCUGCCGUUGAGCGUGACGAGAUCUACACUCUGAGCGCCCUUGUAACCCAGACCGGUGCUCCCUGGGGUCUCGGAACAAUCUCCCACAAGACCUCCGGCUCUACCUCGUACAUCUACGACAGUGCCGGCGGCACUGGCACCUUUGCCUACGUCGUCGACUCAGGCAUCAACACCGCCCACACCAACUUCGGCGGCCGCGCCUCGCUCGGCUACAACGCCGCCGGCGGUGCCCACACCGACACCCUCGGCCACGGCACCCACGUUGCUGGCACCAUCGGCUCCACCACCUACGGUGUCGCCAAGCUCACCUCUCUGAUCUCCGUCAAGGUCUUCGUCGGCAACUCCGCCUCCACCUCUGUCAUUCUCGACGGAUACAACUGGGCCGUCAACGACAUCACCACCAAGGGCCGCGCCGGCAAGUCCGUCAUCAACAUGUCCCUCGGCGGCCCCGCUUCCACCGCCUGGACCACCGCCAUCAACGCCGCCUACAACUCCGGUGUCACCACCGUCGUCGCCGCCGGUAACGAGGCCCAGAACGCCGCCAACGUCUCCCCCGCCAACGCUGCCAACGCCAUCACCGUCGGUGCUAUCACCAGCACCUGGGCCAUUGCUUCCUACUCCAACUACGGAACUUCCCUGGACAUCUUCGCCCCCGGCAGCUCCAUCCUGUCCACCUGGUACACCUCCACCACCGCCACCAACACCAUCUCUGGUACCUCCAUGGCCUCCCCCCACGUCGCCGGCCUCGUCAACUACCUCCAGUCCGUCGAGGGCCUCAGCACCCCCGCCUCCAUCGUCGCCCGCAUCAAGGCCCUCGGUACCUCUGGCAAGAUCACCGGUACCCUCAACAGCUCCCCCAACCUGAUUGCCUACAACGGCAACGGCGCGUAA
Colletotrichum acutatum is the source of this 1206-nucleotide messenger RNA. Its product is annotated as subtilase. Gene Ontology annotation, molecular function: serine-type endopeptidase activity. NCBI's taxonomy places the organism in Eukaryota, Fungi, Ascomycota, Sordariomycetes, Glomerellales, Glomerellaceae. The coding region runs from base 1 to 1206 and encodes 401 amino acids. Gene Ontology annotation, biological process: proteolysis. The record is from RefSeq and is a predicted model, not a curated record. The transcript is spliced from 2 exons.